Messenger RNA from Paramacrobiotus metropolitanus, 2785 nucleotides. Its product is annotated as solute carrier family 2, facilitated glucose transporter member 4-like. Gene Ontology annotation, biological process: monosaccharide transmembrane transport. The transcript has 12 exons. NCBI's taxonomy places the organism in Eukaryota, Metazoa, Tardigrada, Eutardigrada, Parachela, Macrobiotidae. Gene Ontology annotation, cellular component: membrane. Bases 775 to 2586 code for a protein of 603 amino acids. The record is from RefSeq and is a predicted model, not a curated record. Gene Ontology annotation, molecular function: hexose transmembrane transporter activity.
UUUUGCAGUUACGAGUUACGCACUAGUACAUUAUAGUAUUUCCGAAGGCUAUCUAUUAACAACUUUCGGAAAAACGACACUUAACACUUCCAAUCUAACCUGUCAUCAGCACAAUGGCUACUAUUUUGCUUUGUACACUCAUAUUCGCGUCUCAUUGUUGAGAGGGGAUUUCAUGCGGCCAAUUUAUUUUUUCUUGAGUACCGUGUUUCAUUGUUAAUGCGUUCGGAGCAUUGAUAUCUGGGGUGUAGUUUAUGCGUAAAUUUUUUUUAAAUUUAUGGAAUUGUUGUGAUCGUGCUACAAUAUAGUAUGGUUAAUGGAUAGGACGUUUAUGGCUGUGGCAAUACUGAAUCACUUCAGUGUGGUUUUGUAUUAAAGACAUCUAUUUUGCUAAAGUUUUGCGGUGCCCUCGAACAUUCUCAGUUUGGUUUACGGCACCUGUGGAUAAUCGUUUUCUGGAUUUCCAGACGUAAGGCAAAGCGUGGAGAGCAGGGGGACGCAAAAUGCAAUUGUUGAUUACGCGAUGACCAUAAUGGACAACUUGAACUUGGAUUGUGCAACAAUGCAGCAGCUUUGCAUGAGUGCGAAUGGUUAAUACGAAUUACGAAUACAAUAUUCGUGUACACUGCCAGGAAACGCAAACCGCUUUAAUGUGUUGGUCCGUCGACAAUACACGGUUGCGAUAUCCGCACUGCCUGCUCGCAUUUAACAUUUUUGUUAAUUUCUGUACUUGUAUAAGUUGUGCUCCGGAUUUGGAUAAUCCGUGGAGAAUCUGGAAUGAUUUCUCAUGAAGUGAUACCUUUGGAAAACAUAAUUUCGAAUGACAGCAGUGUUGAACUACCAACCGGUGAAAAUAGCGAUGGACCAAAGAAGCCGGCUUCCAACGCGAUCACAUCCACAUUAUUAUUCGCUGUGAUAUCGGUCGCAUACGGAUCGUCUUUCACUUUGGGAUACAAUUUGGGUUCUACUAAUAUACCGCAGAUGAUCAUGGUACAGUGGAUUCGUGAGGUUCGUUGCAAACAACUUAGAGCGGAGUAUGCUGACCGCGAUGACGAUGACAAUUAUUCUAACAAUGAAACGUUAGAAUCGUGGUGCAAAAAUGUAUCUAUGAAAGAGUUGGAAGAACUCUUCACCGAUUUUUUGGGACUGAAUUGGAUGUGGACCGGCGUGUCCGUUGUCUACAUCGCAGGAGCAAUGGUGGGAGCAGUUUUAAGCCGACGCCUAGUCCAACAGUUCGGCAGGAAAGGUGCGCUCUUGGUGAACAAUGCUCCCGGCAUCGUGGGAGGGUUACUGAUGGCCAUUUCCUAUACCGCUAAUUCUUUCGAGAUUCUUCUUAUCGGAAGAGGCUUCGUUGGUUUUCAUACAGGGGUGACGGCUGUGGUGGCUACGGUGUAUUUCAUGGAAUUGGUACCCAUAACUUUACGUGGCACGUUUGGUUGUAUUCAAGCAGCUGGAGAAGCAUUUGGGACACUAUUUGCGGAAAUUCUUAGUCUGCCAAGCAUUCUUGGAGGGGCCAAGACGUGGCCAUAUCUGCUAGGAAUGUCAGCUGUGCCGUGUAUUUUUCAGUUGGCAACCCUGCCAUUUUGUCCAGAAAGUCCGCACUAUCUUUUCGUCGUUCAAGAUGAUGAGCAAGGAGCACGAUAUGCGCUGAAGAGAUUGCGGAGGUUAUCCAACUUUGGAAUGGAAAUAGCGGAUAUGCAGGAGGAACGCAAUCGAUUGAAAAAUGAACCAACCAUUAGUUUUUUCGGCAUAUGUGCCGAUCCGCACCUUCGGAAAGUGCUAGUUAUUGGACUCGUAACUGCCAGUUCUUUGGAAUUAACGGGCCUGAAUGUGGCGCUCCUGUAUUCCACAUACAUUUUCCAAAGUGCCGGUGCAACGGAGACCACAGCUUCGUAUGGCACCAUCGGUUUAGGUGGAUUGCUACUGGGCGCCACUUUACUGACGACUACCGGCUUUGUGGAGCGGAUUGGGCGGAAGCCGUUGCUGCUUUUUGGCUUUGCGGGCAUGGCACUUGCAUUAGGAUUAUUAACAACUUUCCUCGCAACCUACGAAAGCCGGUAUGAAACUUUUGAUACCAUCGAGUCCAGCUCAUCGCCUGACUACUGGCUGCCCUACGCGGCUGUUGCGUGUCUGUUCCUCUUCCAGACCAUGCAUGCACUGGGCCCAGGUACAAUCACCCUCUUUCUGAUCGCGGAAAUGUUCUCACAAAACGCCAGAGAUGCGGCAACGAACGGAGCGGUAGCGAUACAAUGGUUUGGCGCUCUUAUUGUUGUUUUGGCAUUCCCUCUAAUACAGGCCCAAGCCCGAGGAUUGACCUUUCUAAUCUUUAUUGUUUUACUUGUUUUUUAUUUUAUUUACGUUUGGAUUUAUUUACCGGAAACAAAAGGAAAGGAGCCGGAAGAAAUUCAAGCAGAUAUACAUUCACACAAAGCAAAGUGCAGAUGGUCUGUGUGCGCUUAUCUCAAAAAGAUGAUUUAUGGUGAUAAACCGGUAUCGACGGAAACCACCAUAAUCGAUUCCGUUAACGGGAUACCGAUGACUGUGAUAAAUGGACGUGAAACUGAUCACCAGCAUCCUCAUACUGAAUAGCGUAAGCGUAAUUUCCUUUUACUGGGAUACUAGUUGCGGUGUUUCUGGCUGACGGAUCAAUGUACUUCGAUGGUGAUUUUUUACAAAUAAGCCGACCAUCCUUUCUGUUAUUAUCGUAUCAAUUUUUAAUUGUAUGCAAAUUUUGCUGUUCAGCUUUAUUCGUCGUCAACUGCGAAGAAUUGAAACACGAAACUGCAGA